Molecule: messenger RNA, 1388 nt
Organism: Hemicordylus capensis (graceful crag lizard)
Lineage: Eukaryota; Metazoa; Chordata; Lepidosauria; Squamata; Cordylidae
Product: putative olfactory receptor 2B8
Exons: 2
Coding region: 83-928 (281 amino acids)
Biological process (GO): G protein-coupled receptor signaling pathway
Cellular component (GO): membrane
Molecular function (GO): olfactory receptor activity; G protein-coupled receptor activity
Source: RefSeq, a predicted model, not a curated record
AUCGAGUCCAUCCACCUUGCCGCUGGUCGUCCUCUUCUUGUAAAGCAUAUAGAAGAACAGGCCCUGCUGGGAGAGAACCAGCAUGGCUUCUGCAAAGAUGAUCUUCUACAGUGAAGCAUCAUGGAAAGAAAGUAACCAAAGCUACCAAGGAUUCAUUCUACUGGGAGUGGCAGACCGCCCUCAUUUGGAGAUGAUACUUUUUGCAAUCAUCUUGCUCUGCUAUACAGUGACCCUCGUGGGGAACACAACUAUCAUUGUGGUGUCAUGGCUAGACCCCCAUCUCCACACCCCCAUGUAUUUCUUCCUCAGCAACCUCUCCUUCCUUGACCUCUGCUUCACUACCAGUCUUGGCCCUCAGAUGCUGGUGAACUUCUGGAGAAAAAGCAAGUCUAUCACAUAUGCUGCCUGUGUGGCUGAGCUGUACAUCUCCCUAGCUCUGGGCUCUACAGAGUGUAUUCUGUUGGCUGUCAUGGCGUAUGACCGCUAUGCUGCAGUCUGCCAGCCCCUGCACUACACUAUCAUUAUGAGCCACUCCUUAUGUUUCAAAAUGGCGGCCAUCUCCUGGGUGAGUGGCUUCAGCAACUCGCUGGUACAAACAGUGCUGACUCUUCAACUUCCACUAUGUGGCCAGAACCGGGUGGACCACUUUUUCUGUGAGGUGCCAGCUUUUCUCAAAUUGGCUUGUGUUGACACUUCACUCAAUGAGGCUGUGCUCUUCUCUGCCAGUGUGGUGUUUCUUCUAGUGCCACUGGGCCUCAUCAUAGUCUCUUAUGGCUACAUUGUGGCAGCUGUGUUGAGGAUCCGCUCAGCUGAGGGCAGGCGGAAGGCCUUCAACACCUGUGCCUCUCACCUGACUGUGGUAUCACUCUUCUAUGGGACAGCCAUUUUCAGUUAUCUCCAGCCCCCGUCCAACUACUCCCGUGCCUGAGGCAAGAUGAUCUCCCUUUUCUACACGUAUGUCACCACCAUGCUUAAUCCCCUCAUUUAUACACUGAGAAACAAAGAGGUGCAUAGAGCUGUAAGAAGGUUGAUGAACAGGCACUCAACAACUUAGCCCAAUGGUCUCCCAAUUUAUUAACAGAAUAAGCAAAAUCUUAUUAUAUUACUUUUACUUAUUACUUGCUUUUAUCAUAUCUUUAGCAUUUUCCAGUGAUCAGUGUGUCUUUAAACUAAAUCUGUUAAUUUAUUUAAUUAUAUAUUUAUUGCAAAUACAACCACAAUAAAUGCACAACAAUACACCUAUGGAAAAAAUGUUUAAUAGAGAAUACUUGUUUAGAUUAAUGUCCAAAUUACGGUUAUGAAAUCAACUAAGUGAGACCAUGCUUUUUGAAAUGUCUGUCUUUUCCUGCCAUUUCUAAACAGUCAUUAUGUUGUACAUAUGUAUUAAU